Molecule: messenger RNA, 2534 nt
Organism: Magnolia sinica
Lineage: Eukaryota; Viridiplantae; Streptophyta; Magnoliopsida; Magnoliales; Magnoliaceae
Exons: 2
Coding region: 1332-2327 (331 amino acids)
Source: RefSeq, a predicted model, not a curated record
GUUGGAGGACAUGUGUGGUGUGAUAUUUGAGCCAUCAGCAAUAGAGCACACUUGGUGGUGGAUGUCCAAGUCAUCUAAAUGUCGUAUCGACAGAGGGCAACAGGUGACAUCCACAGAAUAUUGUAUGCUAAUACAGGCACUCUAAAUCAUGGGCCACAUGGUGGAAAUGGCACGUUACUAAAAUACUGAUAAUCAGACAUGGUUUGUGGCACACCAGGUCCAAUAAGUAGAUGUUCCGAUCAUCUGACUGUACAAUCACACGUAUCGACCAUGGGCAACUCCGGAACAGAAAUCAGAUUCAACUUUUUAGAAUCAUGGGCUUAUCGGAGGUCAGUGAAACUCCACAUUUAAAUACAUUUCUUUCGACACCUUUCAAAGGGGGUGAGCCAACUUCUGAAAGAACGGUAAUAGGGCUGCGUUUGGGUGGCUACAGAUAGCUGUGGGGAGGAAUUGAUUUCACAGAAGAAAAAAAGGAAAAACAAUAACCAGCUACUGAAAAAUGAUUUUGCGCCGGUUUGUUGGGAACGCAUUGGCUGCCUGUUGCAGAAAUCCACCUUCCAUCUUAUAAAUAAAUAUACACUUUCUGAAUGCACGCUCACGCUAAAACAUGAUUAACCAUAUUUCCAAACGUUUGUCUAAAUUUCAACGAUUAGUGGCGUUCUUCAACAAGUAAAUCAGUUGAUAGGAUUGGUGCAGCUACGGUAACCAACCCAUGGAACACAAAUAAAGGAAUCUGAAGGUAGUGCAUGAGUUGGAGAUCUGGGCCAUUCAUCAGGAUGGAGCCACAAAGAGCGUAUUGUUGCCAAAGAAGCGGGCUGAUCCACUCGUCAGGUUGGCCACACGCUGCGUGCCCUUUUCCCAUACGUAAAUACCCACCUGAUCUAUUGACCAGGGAAUGUUUGUGCUGGUGCCCACCUAAACAACAGCCAGAACCUUAUGUGUGACAUGGUGUGAGCCACCUUUCUAAUGGUCAUAGCACUUUUAAAUAUCAUCUCUUUCUCCUUUGGGUCGUGCUAUUUGAAAUUGGGAUUUUGUUACAACAGAAUGCUUGAAUUCAUGGCAUGAUAGUCAGCAUUAAAAUAAGAUAGUUCAAAAUUACUCUGCCAAAAUGACUCUUACCAAACAUUGAAAUAAGCUUGUAUUUAAAUAAACAAAUACAAGGGAAGCAGGUGAGCUUACUUCUCUCCAACUCCAACUGUGCACUUGAAACAAAAAACGCAUAUGGAUUAGUUGUAGAAUAUCCAACCCACAUCUGAUUCCUAAACGUGUAUAUAUAAACGCGUAAUGUGAUGACUGAAUGCAUGUGGGUUUAAAAUCAUUUCUGUUUAAGAAUGGUGAAGGAAAAUGAGUUCUCGGGUCACCGGCAACAGGGUUCGGUUCCUUUUCUUUGGGAAGAAAAGCCCGGGACUCCCAAGAAAGAAUGGAAAUCCGAGACCACUCCAGCAAACUUCAUACCAUCUCCAGCAAAGCUCUUUGUGUCAGUUCCCUUCAAAUGGGAAGAAAAACCCGGAAAGCCGCUGCUUCAGUACCCACAAACACAACUAGAUUCGCCUCUUCUGCCCCCUCCUACACCCGGGCCGGUCUUUUUUCCUCCUCCAACUCAUGGUAAAGUGGGCGCCAUGUCUCAAAAGAGAAGUAACCCUUUCUUAUCCAGUGAUGAGGAUAGCAAUGGUGGUGCUGAUGGUGAUGAUGAAGACGAUGAAGAUGAAGAUGAAGACGACGAUGAUGGCCUGUUAGAACUGGACCUUGAAACUUUCACUUUUAAAGGAAGCAAUCCUAGCUCUGCUCCUGCGCUUCUUGCAAAUCGUCUCAUGACAACAACAAUUAUUUCUAGUGCUGUCCCAGUGCAUAUAUCUUCUGCACACGGAAGUUUCAGUUCUAGACAAAGUUUGGCAGAGGGAGACCAUGACCAACAUGGAAACUGGGCCUUUUCAGCUUCAAAUGUGGCCAGUAAUUCAUCAGAAUAUAACAGUGCAGGGGCUUCUGUUCUGGAGUUCCUUUUCCCAUUGUUUCCUCCUGAUUUGGGUUUCCUCAACAAGGUUUCCCGCCAUGAGAAGGAUGCCGCUGUUGCUUUGCCAGAAUUAUCAGUGAAAGAUAACAUUCACUGUGGCAAUUACAGCGUAGUGGAGAGGAAAACGCGCACUCUUGGAGAAUUGAUUCAGAUGAGUCGUAGAAUAAGUUGUGCAAAGAAGAAGGCCGUUAACAUCAGGAGGCGACAUCCCUCAAUGUGGCAGGAAUUCAUGAGGACAAGGGCAUUUGCCUGCUGCAUCUUCGGCACCAGCGCCAACAAGGCUGCCUCUGGAUUGCACAAGUGGUGGAUUGCAUAGGGCAGCAGCGAAGGAAGAGGCAGAAACAACAGUAGCAGAGAACUAUCCAACACCAGUCCAAAGAGUCAAGAAAUCAGUUCUACCAUGGCUCCAUGAUCAUCUCAUCUUCAGGUUUCUUCAGAAUCAAGGAAUGAAUGUACAGAACUUCCAAGCAAUGAAAUCUCCAAGUAGUUUGUUUAACUAAUGAAUUUGUUGAAUUUUGUAAAA